Molecule: messenger RNA, 6602 nt
Organism: Pecten maximus
Lineage: Eukaryota; Metazoa; Mollusca; Bivalvia; Pectinida; Pectinidae
Product: mitogen-activated protein kinase 15-like
Exons: 13
Coding region: 79-1785 (568 amino acids)
Biological process (GO): protein phosphorylation; intracellular signal transduction
Cellular component (GO): nucleus; cytoplasm
Molecular function (GO): MAP kinase activity; ATP binding
Source: RefSeq, a predicted model, not a curated record
AUUUUUGGCAGUAAAGUGGUUGUUUUUCAAUGGUGGUCGCUUGAUUUACGGAACUGUAAAUCCCGAUGUUGUAGGAACAUGAAUUCUGAAAUUGAGCCCCACAUUAGUAAAAAAUAUGAAAUCAAAAAGAGAUUGGGAAAAGGGGCCUAUGGGAUUGUUUGGAAGGCUGUGGACCGGCGGACGGGGGAAGUAGUUGCUGUGAAGAAAAUAUUUGAUGCCUUUCGAAACCAGACAGAUGCUCAGCGGACAUUCCGCGAGAUUAUGUUCCUGCAGGAAUUCGGAGACCACCCUAAUAUCAUCAAACUGCAUAAUGUUAUCAAAGCCGAGAAUGACAAAGAUAUCUAUCUAGUGUUUGAAUUUAUGGAAACUGACCUCCAUAAUGUCAUCAAGCGAGGCAGUAUUCUCCGGGAUGUACACAAACGUUACAUUAUGUAUCAGCUGCUAAAGGCUACUAAAUACCUUCACUCUGGUAACGUCAUUCACCGAGAUAACAAGCCAUCAAAUGUAUUACUAGACAGUGAUUGUGUGGUGAAGGUUUGUGAUUUUGGACUGGCCCGUUCCCUAACUCAAAUAGGGAUAGAUGCAGAGACCGGAGAUCCAAAUCUCACCGAGUAUGUGGCCACACGCUGGUACAGGGCACCAGAGAUCCUGCUAGCAUCACACAGGUAUACCAAAGGUGUGGACAUGUGGAGUCUGGGCUGUAUACUAGGGGAACUGUUAGGAGGCAAGCCUCUGUUUCCAGGCUCCUCGACCCUUAAUCAGAUAGAGAAAAUUAUGUCAGGCAUCCCGGCACCAACUCGAGAAGACAUAGAGAGUAUACGUUCAGCCUACGGUUCUUCGGUGUUAGGGAAAGCUUCUGUAAAGCCUAAGAGGACUUUUGAAGAUAUGCUGCCAGAUACUCCCAAGGAAGCUAUAGACUUAUUACGACGACUUCUACACUUCAACCCUGACAAACGUAUAACUGCUGAUGAAGGGCUACGCCAUCCUUAUGUAUCUAGGUUUCAUAAUCCUUCUGAAGAAAAAAGUAUAGACUAUGAUGUGGUCCCUCCACUUAGUGACGAUGUACAGCUAACAGUCGAUGAAUAUAGAAAUAAAUUAUACGAGAUGAUUAUGCAAAAGAAACAGGAGCGUCGCAGACGGCGCCAGGAGAUGAGGAGUGCUCCUCAUCCGACUCGUGUACGCACAGAAAGUCCUCAUCCUCCCAGCGAACCAUACCACAAAGACAACUCUCCCAAAGGGGCAUCCCCAAAAGUCUACAACAACAAACAUGCAGGGGACGGCCCUCCUCAAUCAGCCCCUCAACACCAUUCAUCAUUUUCAGCAUUCGGAAGAACAACACAUGGCGAUCAAGCCCCUCCACAAUCAAAGUCGAGAAAUGCGCGACGACCAAACAAUGAGAACAUGGAGAGAGCAGCAACCAAUGCCGGUAUGACUCAGGAUCCCUACCCAGCUUUAUCGAAGAACCGACAAGCCUCAGCACCUGCCGCAUCCCGGAUGGGCAGUCGACCAAUAUCUGGUGCAUACGGUGCAAAGAACCCAACCAUAACACGGGACGAUAAAUCGUCAGGCCUAAGUGUUACCAGCUCACGAAUGGUACCUGGUCAGCGGCCAUCAUCAGCCACCAGCCAACAGCAGAGAAAACCAUUGUAUGGCAAAAAACAGUACAGCAAUGCUAUAAACAAUCCGUCAGCAGGUUCUCACAAAGCCUACUUCGGCAGUUACAAUCAGAACGUCGGCACCAUCUCCUCCUCGGCACUAGCCUCAAUCCAGGGCAAGAGGUCAUGAAAGGUCACUGAUGACAUUAUCAGGCUACAAAACGUUAUGUCUGCACAUGACAUACCUUAAAUCUGACACUAGCUUUCUUCCUUGAACUUUAAGAUAGAGAUAUGUAUUCCAUUAUCUAUGAACCAGAAUAAGGUGUUUUAAGGAAUGAAACAACAUUUUUAAGCUAUAGAUGUGUCAGAUUCGUAGUUGGCUUGUUUGUUGAAAACAGGCCGAUGUUGCCAUCAGAACCAGGAGAGAAAAAGAUUAAUGAUGUUUUGGAGGUAAAUCUGUAAGAUGUUUACAACUGGCCAAAAAACCUUUGAAAAGUGGUAAAAUGCAUGUAAAUUUGAUUUUCAAAUGGAAAUAGUUAUUUUUAGCCACCAGAGGUUUAUAUUAAUUAUUAAUAUACAGAUUAUGCAUGGGUGCAAGCGGAUGAGUUCUGUAUUUUAAAAGAAAAUAAAUAAAAAAUUCGGAGAUUUAGAUUUUUGCAACAAAGAAAGCAAUAGUAUAUAGUACAGAUGGUGUAAUAGUCCCUGAAACAAAAUAUGGAAUUGGAUUAUUUUUUUCUUUAUUUUUUUUUUAUUGCCAAAGACGGCGCUUCCAUUUCAGCAACACAGGGGAGGUAAAAGACUAUUGUACACAAGGUAUUUAUUUGCCAUGGCUCAACUUUUCAUUGUAAAAUUUCAUCAUAUGUUGGUUUAAAAUCAUGUUGUCAAGAUUCUGUUUCCAUUUAUAUGUCAAUUUUAAUGGUUGAAAGGACAAAUAGCAUUGCCUGUCUGUCUGCUUCAAUUAAAUUUCUAAUAAACAUAUUUUAUCCAUUUUACUGGCUGACAGGACAAAUGUCAUUGCCCAAUUCUUUCUGCUUCAAAUCUCUGAUUUUUGGUUUCAAAAUAAAUGAAGGCACUGUAUGAAAUUAAAUGUAAAAGUGGUACAUAAUUUAACAUCAGAGAUAAUAUACCCCCGAGGCCUUAUUGCAAGUUAAAUAUUGUACAAUGUUUGUAUUUAUCCUCUCUAGACAAUGCAGUGUCUUAUACCACUCCAAAAUUCUACAAUUAAGGUUGGAUCACAACCAAUCAAAAAAGAAUCAAAAAUGUUUAUUCUUUGCAAAAUUGUAGUACCCUAGAUAUAUAAUUAGAUUUCUUUCAAACUGAGUUUGUAAUGGGUAACCGUUUUAUACCUAAAAGUUGAAGGUCAAGUACACAAUCUGGGAUAAAAUCGUAUUUUGAUGUUCUGCGGGCCAUGUCAUGUGUAGACGGAAAAAAAAUGUCAGAUCUGGGAACAAAGCUGUGUCUUGUGUUCUGUUUCACUCUGGUCUGAGGUGUGUUGGAAAUAAUUCUAUAGUAUUGUGGCUGUGGAUUGGUAAAACUAUAUAUAGUGUAUCAUUGAUUUGCAAAAUCUACCUGAUUCGCUUGCAAGGAGAGGAUGUGUGUGUAAUGAGUAGAGGGAAUGUUCGUGAGGACAUGGAAGAGAGAUUCAGGUUGAGAGGAUUGUCCUAAAGUGAGGACAAAAUAUCUUGAUUGGUUGUAAAAUGAUUGCAUGCAAAACUUUAAAAGUGCUGGGGUAAUUUUUCUAUUUUCAAAAGCUGAACCAUUUUCUUCUAUUCUCUGACUUUACUCAGUGUUUUGAAAAAUUGAGAGGUAGAUUAGAGAAAAAUGAUUUUAAAACGAGAAACAUUUAAUUGAAUUAUUUAUAUAGAAAAAUUAAAUUAAUAAUAAAAAAAACAACACUGUUUGUAAAAUAGAAAUGUCAAUUAUGUUGAAAGUAAGUGAUAUUUUGAAAGGAUUGCGUAUUGCACAGAAUAGUUUAAACUAGGUUUUUGCUGAAAAUGUGUUCAUUGAAAUACCCACAGUUGAGUAAAAGAUUGAAAAUGAGGAUUUUUCAGGUCCUGGUAGGACUGCUGGUGUGUUCCUCAAAAGUAUAUAUGCUCUUAACACACUCCGCACAGAAUCAAACAAAAAUGCACAUGUUGGAAAGUCACAUUUUUUUGUUGUGAAAAUAUGAUUUCAUUUAAAAAGAAAUAUUGUUGAAUUUAAAUAUUUUAUGAUGUCUACCCAUAGUGUGAUAAGUGUCGUAUAGAAUAUCACCGUUUUUGCCGUCCAAUAUAUAUCACAGUUGUAUUUCAUUAACAAUAUAACCAUCCUAACAUAGUAGCAUACUGUUUGCAGAAUAUUCAUAUAUUUUGGUGUUGAAUGAUGCGUUUCAUUAAUUUACAUUUUGCAUUCCAUGUUAAUUGAAUAAUUCCAGCAACUGUUGGUUGCAUCUCUUAGAUGUUUACAUGUUUUUAUAUCUUAUAUUUUAUUUUAUUUUUCUUUAAUUUCGAAUAAAUAUAAGUAACCAUUUGAUAAAUAAAUGCUUUGUAUUCGGUUGUUCUUUAUUUUGUGUUAAAUUUUUUUUUUUUUUAUCACCCUUUUCAUGUACGAGUUCAAAUCAAUUUAAAGAUCUGCUUUUUUAAUUUGAUAUAAGUAAUUGCCAGCUUCAAGAUACCUCUGUCAAAUUAUUUGUCCUUUUCUCAUUCACUCUUUCUUUAUACUUAACUUUAUCCAAAUAUGAUGUCAACUGCCGUCCAUUGAUGUAUACAUGUUUAUAUAUAAAUGAGAAAUGUGUCUUUUAAGUGAUAAGCUUGUGUGAUUUUACUUUCUUUUUUUUUUUUCUUUUUUUUAGAAAAAAUGAUUUUACUUGUUUUAUUUAUUCAGUUUUAAAAGUGAAACAAAAUUUGUUUUCCAAAUCGAGAAAUUAUUUAUAAGAUGCUUUAAUUUCAUAUUAUAGACCAGACUACCUAACAAAUUUAUUGCUUUGAAGUGUUUGAAGCAAAUAUCCUUCCUUCCUUGUUGUGUUGCAGCUUUGCCAGAAAAAAUAUCUUCUGAAUAUGUGAUAUUUGUUGGAAAGACUGUGUUUAGAUGAAAUAUUGCUAACUGUUCACUGUUAACAUUGUUAUUUGAUGAAUGGUAAGCCGGUUUGUGAUAGCGUCGGAAAUCCAUCAUCCUCUAUGUGAUUAUGAAGAUAUUUUUUUUGUCUGGCUGCAUAUGAUUUUGAAAAGAAGAUUCACUUUCAAAUAAUUAAUCAUUUUGUAGUUUCCUACAUGAUUGGUUAUAAUGAAAAUGAUUUGAUAAUUUGAAAUGAGUUCUUAAAAAGAUUUCGACAUUUCAGCAAGAUAUGCCAAAUGUAAUGUUAUACAACAUUCCGUCCCAGUAUUGCUGUUUCUACAGACUCACCAUUGAUGAGUCGUUAAUAGGAGCAGGGUUCAUUGUGAUCAUUAUAAAGUAAUUUAUGGAAGAUUAUUUAUUAAAAGUCUUGAUUGAUAUAUAAUUUAUUUGUAAUUUUUAAAUUGAAUUUGUAUAUUCAAAGUGUGUUGUAAAUAUCUGUUAUGUAAAUGAAUCGCUAUGACUUGGUGUAACUACAAAAGGUGUUGAGUGGAGAUUCAAUCAUUCUCCAUGAUAAACAGAUUUAUCUCUCCAUUAAAUGAUGUAAUAUAUAUAUAGCCUACUAACUUGGUGUAAAUCAUCCACAUCAUAUCAUCAAUUGAAUAUUUAUUGAUACUGAAGUUCAUUCAAUUGGAGGAAGGAGUAGCAGGGAUUUGGAUUUUUUUUUUAAACGUCAAGAUCACUUGUAGGAAAUUUUCACUAUGCAGUACAUUACGUACAAUUUUCUUAUAAUAACUGUAUGUUAUUUUCACAUUUCCUGUAGAAUCAGAUUGUGAAAUCACUUUUCAAAUAUAUAUCAUCUAUAUGUCCAUUCAACUCAUCUGUCAUUUCGCGGAGCAUUUUUAUCUUUCGGUCAGUAAGAACUGAGCGAGAUGACCUUGUGUAUAUCGCACUUCAUUUCAAUGGUGAGUACAUUCACCAUGUACAGUAGUGACCUAUUUUUAUCACAAGGAGUAAUAAUGUAAAAGUUGUAUGUGAAUACUCGUAGGAAAGCUAACAAUGACAUGGAGGUUGUAUGUAGUCAAUAAUAUAGUCUGGCUCGUUACUGACGGUCUGACAGGUCUGUAUGUGGUUUACUAACGAUCUCACUGGUAUGUAUGUAGUGUACUGACGGCCAGGCACGUCUAUACGUAGGUCAAAAAUAUGACCUGGCUUGCCUGUAUGUAAGUCACGGUCUCUAUGUAGGUCACAGAUACGGCCGGGCUUGUCUCUAUGUAGGUCACGGAUACGGCCGGGCUUGUCUGUAUGUAAGUCACGGUCUCUAUGUAGGUCACAGAUACGGUCAGGCUUGUCUAUAUGUAGGUCACGGACACGGCCUGGCUUAUCUGUAUGUAGGUCACAGAUACAGCCUGGCUUAUCUGUAUAUAAGUCACGGAUACGGUCGGGCUUGUCUGUAUGUAAGUCACAGAUACGGCAAGGCUUAUCUGUAUGUAGGUCACGGAUAUGGCUUGGCUUAUCUGUAUGAAGGUCACGGGAUAUGGUCGGGCUUGUCUGUAUGUAGGUCACGGAUACGGUCGGGCUUGUCUGUAUGUAGGUCACAGAUACGUCCAGGCUUAUCUGUAUGUAGGUCACGGACACGGCUUGGCUUAUCUGUAUGUAAGUCACGGACACUGCUUGGCUUAUCUGAAUGUAAGUCAUGGACACGGCCUGGCUUGUCUGUAUGUAGGUCACGGACACGGCCUGGCUUAUCUGUAUGUAGGUCACGGAUACGGCAAGGCUUAUCUGUAUGUAGGUCACAGAUACAGCCUGGUUUAUCUGUAUGUAGGUCACGGCCAGGCUUGUAUAUGUAGUUGAUUAGUCAACUAUGUCAGUUCUUAUUUGUUCUGGUGAAGCUUGAUGCUAGAUGCCAGAAAUAUUUACAAAUUUUCUUGUACAAUGUCUUUGUAAAAUGACGAAUAAAGAUGAAUGACAAGACAU